This is a messenger RNA of Alternaria arborescens, 477 nucleotides long. RefSeq lists its product as hypothetical. Gene Ontology annotation, molecular function: protein-disulfide reductase activity. The transcript is spliced from 3 exons. Lineage: Eukaryota; Fungi; Ascomycota; Dothideomycetes; Pleosporales; Pleosporaceae. The record is from RefSeq and is a predicted model, not a curated record. Bases 1 to 477 code for a protein of 158 amino acids.
AUGUUUGCGCCGUCGUCUUUCAGAGCUACCAGAACACUGCUCACAUCUGCGCGCCUGCAAACAGCUAUCAACCCCACAUCCACCGCAAACCUCUACCGACCACUCUUCACCCAGAAGUUCUUUCACAACACCGCCAAAAUGAGCGAAGACCACAAGGGCGUACACAACCUCAAGAACAAGGAGCAGUUCGAGGAGGUCAUGGCAGUCAAGGACAGCCUCAUGGUCGUCGACUGCUUCGCGACAUGGUGCGGCCCUUGUAAAGUGAUCGCUCCCCAGGUCGUCAAGUUCUCUGAGAAGUACCCCAACGCGCGCUUCUACAAGCUCGACGUCGACGAAGCCUCCGACGUUGCAGGUGACCUCGGUAUCCGCGCCAUGCCUACCUUCAUCCUUUUCAAGAACGGAACCAAGGUCGCCGAGGUCGUUGGCGCCAACCCCAAGGCUCUCGAGACCGCUAUCCAGAACAACAUCGAUGCAUAG